AUGUCGAGGGAGAGUGGGCGUCAGUAUGUCGAGGGAGAGUGGGCGUCAGUAUGUCGAGGGGGAGUGGGCGUCAAUAUGUCGAGGGGGAGUGGGCGUCAGUAUGUCGAGGGGGAGUGGGCGUCAGUAUGUCGAGGGAGAGUGGGCGUCAGUAUGUCGAGGGGGAGUGGGCGUCAGUAUGUCGAGGGAGAGUGGGCGUCAAUAUGUCGAGGGAGAGUGGGCGUCAGUAUGUCGAGGGAGAGUGGGCGUCAGUAUGCCGAGGGCGAGUGGGCGUCAGUAUGUCGAGGGAGAGUGGGCGUCAGUAUGUCGAGGGUGAGUGGGCGUCAGUAUGUCGAGGGAGAGUGGGCGUCAGUAUGUCGAGGGAGAGUGGGCGUCAAUAUGUCGAGGGAGAGUGGGCGUCAGUAUGUCGAGGGAGAGUGGGCGUCAGUAUGUCGAGGGAGAGUGGGCGUCAGUAUGUCGAGGGAGAGUGGGCGUCAGUAUGUCGAGGGAGAGUGGGCGUCAGUAUGUCGAGGGAGAGUGGGCGUCAGUAUGUCGAGGGAGAGUGGGCGUCAGUAUGUCGAGGGAGAGUGGGCGUCAGUAUGUCGAGGGAGAGUGGGCGUCAGUAUGUCGAGGGAGAGUGGGCGUCAGUAUGUCGAGGGAGAGUGGGCGUCAGUAUGUCGAGGGAGAGUGGGCGUCAAUAUGUCGAGGGAGAGUGGGCGUCAGUAUGUCGAGGGAGAGUGGGCGUCAGUAUGUCGAGGGAGAGUGGGCGUCAGUAUGUCGAGGGAGAGUGGGCGUCAGUAUGUCGAGGGAGAGUGGGCGUCAGUAUGUCGAGGGAGAGUGGGCGUCAGUAUGUCGAGGGAGAGUGGGCGUCAGUAUGUCGAGGGAGAGUGGGCGUCAGUAUGUCGAGGGAGAGUGGGCGUCAGUAUGUCGAGGGAGAGUGGGCGUCAGUAUGUCGAGGGGGAGUGGGCGUAA
Messenger RNA from Procambarus clarkii (red swamp crayfish), 948 nucleotides. The record is from RefSeq and is a predicted model, not a curated record. Lineage: Eukaryota; Metazoa; Arthropoda; Malacostraca; Decapoda; Cambaridae.